Striga asiatica is the source of this 1134-nucleotide messenger RNA. The record is from the annotation of a GenBank genome assembly. NCBI's taxonomy places the organism in Eukaryota, Viridiplantae, Streptophyta, Magnoliopsida, Lamiales, Orobanchaceae.
AUGGUGAGUGACGAGAAGACAGUGCCCAGCUAUUUUCUGUGCCCCAUCUCCCUUGAAGUCAUGACUUCCCCUGUCAGCCUCUGCACCGGCGUCACUUACGAGCGCUCCAACAUCCAGCGCUGGCUUGACGCCGGCAACAACACCUGCCCCGCCACUAUGCAGCUCCUCCACUCCAAGGACCUCAUCCCCAACCACACCCUCCACCGCAUCAUCCAAAUCUGGUCCCCUCCGCAAGACACUCAAAUCCAUUUUCUUCAUCAUAUCUCCAACCUCACUUCCCAAUCGGAGGAGGAAGAACACAACGAGAGGCUUCUGCCGCCGCUCCUCUCCCUUUUCCCCAAAAUCAAGGACUUAAGCCAUCUGGAGAAAAUCAUUCGCUUAUGCAACGCCCUUCUCCAGAAUCUCGCCAAAAUUGACCACCAUAAUGCAAUUGAGUGUAGGGUUCGGACAAGGGAUCCUGAUUUCACGGCGUCAAUCGUGAUUGCCAUCAAGGAAAAGGGGCGCCCGGACCUCAGAACGGCCGGGGCAAAACUUCUCGACCUUAUGGCCGCGUGUUCCUGCCUUGAAAUGCAUUCAAUUUCGGAAGAUGACGAUGUUUACUCGGCCCUCCUCGCUCUGAUACCCGACCCGGUGGCCGCCGACGCCGCCCUCAGCCUCCUCACGCGCCUGGCGCAGGUUAGGAAAAAUCGGUCCAGGAUGGUGAGAGCCGGGGGCGUGAGGGCGCUGGCGACGGCACUCGAGGCGGAUAUGAGCGCGGCGGCGACGGAGAAGGCGCUGAGGCUCCUGGAAAUGGCGUCGGCCUGCGGGGAAGGGAGGAGCGAGAUCUGCAGGGACGAGAUCUGUGCGCGGGCGAUUGUGGAGAAGCUUCUGAAGCUGUCGCCGGCGGCCACAGAGCACGCGGUGACGGUGCUGUGGGGAGUCUGCUGCCGGUUCGGUGACAGGAGAGCGGUGGCGGCGGUGGCGGCGGCGGCGGAGGGGAACGGGGAGGCGAAGGUGCUGCUGCUGAUGCAGAGAGAAUGCUCGCCCGCGGUCAGGCGGAUGUGUAGCGACCUGCUGAGGGUUUUCCGGUCCUACGGCAAGGGCUCCGGCGUGUGUUGGUACGAUACGAAAGCUACUCAUAUUAUGCCCUUCUGA